UUGAAAAAAAAAAUGGGGGAAAAAACGAAGGGGUGGAUUCUCUCGUUUGUAGUGACUGCUUUCUGCAGGAAGGGCGAGCAGUGCGGGGAAGGCUGGCGCCGGGCGGCUUUGUCGGGGGGGUUCGAGCCCGCCCCGGGGGCCAAAAGGGAAUCGGAGGGGGUGAUCCCUCCCCUCCCCUUUCCCUUCCCAGCUGCUCAUGGGAGGAGCCUCCGAGAGAUCCACCCUCGCCGAUCGCGAGAGCUCCAAAGACCCGGGCGGGCCCCAGCGCCUGUGCUCUCCGUGCCCACUUCGCCCACACCAUGGAGCGCCAAAAAAGAACCAUGGCCGGCUGUGCCCUCGCCUUCGUGCUGGCCCGCCUAGUGGUGGGAGCGGUGGGCGCCGCCGAAGGGCAGGAGUCGGUGGAUCCCGGAAAGCUACUGGUCUUGACAGCAGCCACAGAGGAGACGGAAGGUUACCAGCGCUUCUUACGGACAGCCAAAUACUUUAACUACACUGUCAAGACCCUUGGCCUAGGGGAAGACUGGAGGGGAGGAGACGUCGCCCGGACAGUCGGUGGAGGUCAGAAGGUCCGGUGGCUGAAGGCGGAAAUGAAGAAGCAUGCCAACGAGGAAGACAUGGUAGUCAUGUUUGUGGACAGCUAUGACGUGAUCCUGGCAGGCAGUCCCGCCGAACUCUUACGGAAGUUCCAGCAAUUCAAGAGCAACCUGGUCUUCUCGGCAGAGAGUUUCUGCUGGCCGGAGUGGUCAUUGGCAGAAAAGUAUCCACCGGUGGCCGUGGGAAACCGGUUUCUCAACUCAGGAGGGUUUAUUGGUUCCGCUGCCGUCAUCAAUCGCGUUGUCCAGCUAUGGAAAUACAAGGAUGACGACGAUGACCAGCUCUUCUACACUCGAAUUUACUUGGAUCCUGCCUUGCGGGAGAAAUAUGGAAUCACCCUGGACCACAAGUCAAAAAUCUUUCAGAAUCUGAAUGGCGCCAUUGACGAGGUGGUUCUGAAGUUCGAGCCGACCCGAGUGCGGGCCAGAAACGUCGCCUAUGACACCCUUCCUGUUGUCAUCCAUGGCAAUGGCCCCACAAAGCUGCAACUGAACUACUUGGGGAAUUACAUCCCCAACGUCUGGACUUACGAGGGAGGCUGCGAAGUGUGUGACGAAGGACUCCUGGACCUGUCUGGCUUGACGGAUGACUCCUACCCCAACGUGCUUAUCGGUGUGUUCAUCGAGCAGCCGACUCCCUUCCUGCCUCAGUUUCUCCAGCGUCUCCUGUUGCUCGAUUACCCUUAUUCUCAUCUCAGCCUGUUCAUCCACAACCGGGAGGUGUAUCAUGAGCCGCAUAUCCAGGCCGAGUGGGAACAGCUUCGGGGGGCUUUUGACAGCAUCAAACUUGUCGGGCCAGAAGAGGAACUGAGCGAGGGAGAGGCGAGAGAUAUGGCCAUGGAUCUCUGCCGCCAGGACAAAGCCUGUGACUAUUACUUUAGCCUGGAUGCGGAUGCGGUCAUGGUGAACCCUGAGAUUCUUCUGAUUCUUAUACAGGAGAACAAGAAAGUGAUUGCGCCCAUGAUGUCUCGGCAUGGCAAGCUCUGGUCUAACUUCUGGGGAGCGCUGAGCCCCGAUGGAUACUAUGCCCGCUCAGAGGACUACGUGGAACUGGUGCAGGGAAAGAGAAUAGGCGUGUGGAACGUCCCUUACAUCUCCCAGGCUUACUUGCUGAGGGGCGAGACGUUACGUCGUGAGCUAAUCCAGCACAACGUCUUCACUGUGGUCGACACGGAUCCUGAUAUGGCCUUUUGCAAGAGUGUGCGGGAGAAGGGUAUCUUUCUUCACAUCAGCAACCGGGACGAGUUUGGGCGCCUCCUUUCCACCGCCGGCUUCAACACAUCUCGUCUGCAUCCAGAGCUGUGGCAGAUUACGGAGAACCCCCUGGACUGGCAGGAGAAGUACAUCCAUGAGAAUUACUCCCAAGUGCUGGAGGGGGAACACUACACGCAGCCGUGCCCUGACGUUUACUGGUUCCCGGUGUUCACCGACCAGAUGUGUGAUGAGCUGGUGGAAGAGGCUGAACGCUUCGGCCAGUGGUCUGGGGGGAAACAUGAGGACGUCCGACUCGCUGGCGGCUACGAGAACGUCCCGACUGUCGACAUCCACAUGAAUCAAAUUGGUUUUGAGAAGGAGUGGCUUCGCUUCCUGCAGGAAUACAUAGCGCCUGUCACAGAGAAGCUUUAUCCCGGCUACUACACCAAGGCACGGGCAAUCAUGAACUUUAUGGUCCGAUACCGUCCUGACGAGCAGCCCUUCCUCCGUCCUCACCACGACUCGUCCACUUUCACCAUCAAUAUCGCACUCAACCAUAAAGGCAUCGACUACAAGGGUGGCGGCUGCCGGUUUAUCCGCUACAACUGCACUGUGGAAUCUCCCCGCAAGGGCUGGAGCUUGAUGCACCCUGGACGCCUGACCCACUACCACGAAGGACUGCCCACGACCAGCGGCACCCGCUACAUCAUGGUCUCUUUUGUGGACCCCUAGUGCCCGUUUUGCCCCUCCUUGGUCCCGGGGUGCAGAACGGGCCACCGUGGUCAAAGCACUGAAAGCCAAAGACUUGCGGGCUUCUCUCCUUGGCACCGCCGGCCCACGUUCCAAAGUGCCUUUGAAAGGGAGAGAGACAGAUGAACCACCUGUUUGGCACAGACAAGACACUCAACGGCCCUGCCUUGUGCUAGACUUAGUCACCACUAGCAGUCGGGGUCGCUGCUGCCUUCUGCCUGCCCAGCCAGAGUAUGAACCGGGCAGCCCCGUAGCGUGAUUGCUUCUGGUUGCUUCUGUUCUGUGGACCCGUAACGACCACUUCUCCUUCAAAGGGCUUCCCCUCGAGAUUUGCCUCUGUGGCCCAGCCAGUAGAAGACUUGCCCUCUUCUGUCACCCCCCACAUCUCACAGAAAGCAACAUAAGCAACUCCCCAAUUCUGACCCCCAACAAGCUUCAUGGUAGAAUAGAGGUUUCACCCCAGGGUCCUCGUGAGCACAAGUUUCACUGCCCCUCUGUUUACAAAAGGAGGGAAAGAAUGGUCAUGUGCCCCAACAGCCCGGAGGGGAAGGAUAUAAGAAGUGUGUGAAGUCAUGAGUUUCAAACCAUGCCCGUUGGCAGAGCUAGAGUUGGUAAGUCCCCCUGGCCACCAGUGGAGGGUGUGGGGGGUAAGCGUGGUGUAGUGGUUAAGAGCAGGUGCAGUCUAAUCUGGAGAACCGGGUUUGAUUCCCCGCUCUGCCACUUGAGCUGUGAAACUAAAUUCUACUAAACUACCUGGGGAACUAAAUUAGCUUGUGCCAGCUGGGUGACCUCGGGCUAGUCACAAUUCUUCGGAACUCUCUCAGCCCCACCCACCGCACAGGGUGGUUUUUUUUUGGGUGGGGGGAAGGAAAUUGUAAGCCCCUUUGAGUCUCCUUACAGGAAAGAAAGGGGGGGUAUAAAUCCAACUCUUCUUCUGGAAGUAGCUGAGAUCUUUUUUAUGAGUAACCAGGCCCUGUUUGGCAACUAUUGAGAACUCAAAGACAUGACGAUCCUUUAAGUGCCUGUUUCCACUACGGGGAAAGGGAAGCUACAUCCACUUACAUCCUGCAGGUUUUUAACACUGACGUGGACAGAAGAUGCUACGCACUGAGCAGCCACAGGGCCAGAAAGGUGACCUCAACGUUCUUUUUAGUGUGAAACGAUGCCUUUGAAACAGUAGGUUGAAGAGAUGCUUUGAGGUGCCUCCGUCCUCUCUGGGACGAUUCGAACCAAGAAUGGCCAGGAGUCGGCGAGGAGCUCUCGGCGCGUCUUGUCUACGAGGGGGUGUCGCUCAAUCUCCCAUAAUCCUUUGGCCUUUUGGCCCGCAGCCCGGUCUGGCUGGCAGGGCAGACAGGGCGUCAGCAGCAGCCUCAUGUAUAAAUCGUGUGUUAAAUUAUUGGCAGUGCUGUGCCGCAUCUCACCGAAUAAAUUUACAUUUUAUACAAGCCUA
This is a messenger RNA of Sphaerodactylus townsendi, 3987 nucleotides long. It is a transcript of the gene PLOD3, whose product is annotated as procollagen-lysine,2-oxoglutarate 5-dioxygenase 3. Gene Ontology annotation, cellular component: endoplasmic reticulum. Gene Ontology annotation, molecular function: iron ion binding; procollagen glucosyltransferase activity; L-ascorbic acid binding. NCBI's taxonomy places the organism in Eukaryota, Metazoa, Chordata, Lepidosauria, Squamata, Sphaerodactylidae. Gene Ontology annotation, biological process: peptidyl-lysine hydroxylation. The record is from RefSeq and is a predicted model, not a curated record.